AUGUGGAAGUAUUUGAAAGUACUAUGGGAGGAUUAUAUAGAGACCCGAGACACAGGCGUGCGGCCGGAUGACAAAACAUUUGAUGACACAUUCUGGAGUAAUAUUGAGGACGUAUGGACGAAGUUUAAGGCCUAUAUGGAACAGGAGGACGAGCAUGGACUAUUGGGGACAUUGUGUUCGAACAGGCACGAGGACCACGUCGACGGGGAGCCAUUCAACCAAAGGGACCAAGCUCUAUGCGAGUUAGCACUGAGAGCACUAUGCUUUAAGCAUAGAAUCUCUUUAAUAGGGAGCACUGCAAACACGGAAAACUUGGACCAAUGA
Messenger RNA from Plasmodium fragile, 324 nucleotides. RefSeq lists its product as uncharacterized. NCBI's taxonomy places the organism in Eukaryota, Apicomplexa, Aconoidasida, Haemosporida, Plasmodiidae. The record is from RefSeq and is a predicted model, not a curated record. The transcript is spliced from 2 exons. Bases 1 to 324 code for a protein of 107 amino acids.